GAGUAAAGGAGAGGAGGAGGAGCUCAGUAAGUUAUAAAAACCUGCAGGAGAAGAAAACACCGAGAGGAGACCGAAAACAAGGAGACCAGCCGAAGAAAAGUACCGAGUGAACGUUUCUGAGUCUUUGUGUUGAGAAGCUGAAGCAAACAUGAGUCACGUCGACGUGAAAAACCUGAAACCCUCCAACAAGUUCGAGGAAGAACAUUAUGACGAAUAUGAUUAUUACAGUCUGACCGACAAAUACGCAGAAGGCUCGGCCCGAAAAGGCCGAACCAAGAAGGAGGCCAGCGACAACACGAACCGACACAACCCCGCCGGACACGAGCGGAAGAUCGCGGAGAAACUCCAGAACAGCGAGAAGAAAGCCAAGGAGUGAUGACCAAGGGCGACUCGGACAGCUUUACCUGGAAACUGACCACGGCCUUGACGUGCAGAUUGAUGGAGCUUGUUGGAGCUCUGCUGGGAUUAACCUCGGCGUGGCGAAGAGCCUGCAGAUCCAGGCCUCUUCUCUGAUGCCUGCAGGGGUUGCACACUGAUCUCUGGUGUUGGAGUUUACCUGAGUUCAGAGUCAUGGCUCAGGCCACAGAGGUGCACCUUCGGUUGUGACUUUGCAGCUGAAGGAUGGUUGUUUUUACAAGGUCGUUUUAUAAUUAAAAUGUUUCAACUAA
This is a messenger RNA of Nothobranchius furzeri (turquoise killifish), 668 nucleotides long. It is a transcript of the gene nupr1b, whose product is annotated as nuclear protein 1b. Gene Ontology annotation, cellular component: nucleus. The record is from RefSeq and is a predicted model, not a curated record. NCBI's taxonomy places the organism in Eukaryota, Metazoa, Chordata, Actinopteri, Cyprinodontiformes, Nothobranchiidae. Gene Ontology annotation, biological process: negative regulation of cell cycle; regulation of transcription by RNA polymerase II; negative regulation of cell population proliferation.